Messenger RNA from Thyridium curvatum, 1113 nucleotides. RefSeq lists its product as uncharacterized. Bases 1 to 1113 code for a protein of 370 amino acids. The record is from RefSeq and is a predicted model, not a curated record. The transcript has a single exon. Lineage: Eukaryota; Fungi; Ascomycota; Sordariomycetes; Thyridiales; Thyridiaceae. Gene Ontology annotation, molecular function: transmembrane transporter activity. Gene Ontology annotation, biological process: transport.
AUGUCGGCCGACUUUUGGGCCGGCUACAUCAGCGGCGCCGUCGGCAUCGUCAUUGGCAACCCGCUCGACCUCGUCAAGGUCCGCCUGCAGGCCGGGCCUGCCGCCGCCGAGAGCAAGCCGCCCGCCUCGGCCAUUGCAUCUCCCGCCGCCGCUGCAGUCUCGCCGUCAUCCCUACCAUCAUCGCCGCAUGCAUCGGCGGUCGAAGCGGCUCGGCCCUUGCGCUCCGCCGCCUCGCUGGUCACCGGCGCCGCCGCCCCCAUCCUCGGCUACGGCGCCCUCAACGCCCUGCUCUUUGUGUCCUACAACCGCGCCGAGGCCGCUCUGGGCCGCCUCUUCCCGCCAACCGCCGUCACCGGCAGCAGCAGCAGCAUCAUCAUCACGACGCCCGCCACGAGCCUCUGGACGACGUGGCUGGCGGGCUGCGCCGGCGGCCUGGCCACGUGGGUCGUCUCGACGCCGACCGAGCUCGUCAAGUGCCGCGCCCAGCUGGCCCGGGGCCCGCCCGACGACUCGUCGUGGCGCGCCGCGCGGCACAUCUUCCGCCGCGAGGGUGGCCUGCGCGGCUUCUACUUUGGCGGCGCGGUCACGGCGGCGCGCGACGGCAUCGGCUACGGCUUCUACUUCUGGGCCUACGAGCUGUGCACGCGGUGGUGGAUGGCGGCCGCCGAUGCGGCCGCGCAUCAACAGCAGCAGCAGCACAAGGAGACUCUGUGGUCGAGCGAGGCGGCGCGGGUGCUGCUGUGCGGCGGCGUGGCGGGCGUCGUGACCUGGGCGAGCGUGUUCCCGCUCGACGUCGUCAAGACCAGGGUGCAGGCGCAGGUCCUCCAUUCGGGCCCCGCCAUCACCACCGGCGAGGCCGCGGCACUGCUCGGGGAUGUCGCUGCAUCCCCGGCCCAGCGGCGCAAGGGCGCCGUGGAGAUGGCGCGCGAGGCCUACCGGGAGGGCGGCGUGCGCGUCUUCUUCCGCGGCCUGACCGUGUGCAGCGUGCGGGCCUUCAUCGUCAACGCCGUCCAGUGGGCGGCGUACGAGUGGAUCAUGCGGGAGCUCGGGCAGGGCCGGGCCGUGAGGGACGGGGCCGCCGCGGCGUCUGCGGCGGUGGCCGAGAUGAUGUAG